AUUUUUAUAUUCUGGGUGUCGCUGGAAUCUCAGAAGAGAAGGGCAAGAAGUUGUUCAAUUGGGUUCUGUUUCUGCAACAUUUGCCAUUCUGGAUCUGAGAAGAGGGAUGAGUUUGAGUUAGUUCAUUUAAGGUGCUUGUGAAGGGGUUGGGGGUCAAGAAGAUGGAGACAUAGUUGUGGGUUUGUCUCAACAGAGUCUUCUGAGAUAAUGCUUUCUAUUCAGAAGUGGAAAUGUUCAUGGUCUCAGAUAGCAACGAUUGCUUCUAUUGUGGCAUUGGCCUCGAUAAUAUUGGGUUCGAUAGUUCAUCUGUUCUGGUUUCCGUUGGUUCCUUCUUUCAAUUACUUCAGUCAAGCUCAGAACUCUUGUGUCCCAAUUAAUGGAUCAGCUGAAGCAGUUGUUGAUAAUGUUAAGGGAAAUUUUAAACCACCUAUUGACCUAGAUCGACAGUUUCCAUCUGACUUGCACAAGGCAGUUGUUUUCCGCGGUGCACCAUGGAAGGCUGAGAUUGGCCGGUGGCUUUCUGGUUGUGAUCCAAUUUCUGAUGAAGUCAACAUCGUUGAGGUAAUAGGUGGCAGUGGCUGCAAAAAUGACUGCAGUGGUCAAGGCGUCUGUAAUCGCGAAUUGGGACAAUGUCGGUGCUUUCAUGGAUACAGUGGGGACGGAUGCUCUGAGAGACUGCAGCUGGAAUGCAACUACCCAGGAUCACCAGACCAACCAUAUGGGAGAUGGGUUGUCUCCAUUUGCUCUGCGCAUUGUGACACAACAAGAGCAUUUUGCUUCUGUGGGGAAGGCACAAAAUACCCAAAUCGACCUGUGGCAGAGGCAUGUGGCUUUCAAGUGCAGUUACCCUCUGAACCUGGUGCACCUAAACUGACUGAUUGGGCGAAAGCUGACCUGGAUAAUGUUUUCACAACUAAUGGUAGCAAACCAGGAUGGUGUGAUUGUUUCUGGGGGCGGUUCUGUGAAGUGCCUGUGCUAUGCACUUGUAUUAAUCAAUGCUCGGGGCAUGGGCAUUGCCGUGGUGGAUUUUGUCAGUGUGACAAUGGCUGGUAUGGAAUAGAUUGCAGCAUUCCCUCUGUUGCAUCAUCAGUUAGAGAGUGGCCUCAAUGGCUUCGGCCUGCUCAGGUUGAUGUUCCUGAUAGUUCACAUCUCCCAGGGAAAGUUGUCAACCUCAAUGCUGUUGUGAAAAAGAAAAGGCCCCUUAUAUAUGUUUAUGAUUUGCCUCCAGAUUUCAACAGCCUACUUCUCGAGGGGCGUCACUUUAGGUUAGAGUGUGUGAACCGAAUCUAUGAUGGCAAAAAUUCAACACUGUGGACAGAUCAACUGUAUGGUGCCCAGGUUGCACUUUAUGAAAGUAUCUUGGCUAGUCCAUAUCGUACAUUAAAUGGUGAAGAAGCAGAUUUCUUCUUCGUUCCUGUUCUUGAUUCAUGCAUUAUAACUCGUGCUGAUGAUGCUCCUCAUUUGAGUAUGCAGGAGCACAAGGGCUUGAGGAGCUCUCUCACUCUGGAAUAUUAUAGGAAGGCUUAUGAUCACAUUGUUGAACAGUAUCCCUUCUGGAACCGCUCAUCUGGAAGAGACCAUAUUUGGUUUUUUUCAUGGGAUGAAGGUGCUUGCUAUGCUCCCAAGGAGAUAUGGAAUAGCAUGAUGUUGGUUCACUGGGGAAAUACAAACUCAAAACAUAAGCAUUCAACAACAGCCUAUUGGGCUGACAACUGGGAUGCCAUUCCUUAUGAUAAAAGGGGUAACCAUCCCUGCUUUGACCCUGAUAAAGAUCUUGUACUUCCUUCCUGGAAAAGUCCUGAUGUCAACUCCUUGAGCUCAAAACUUUGGGCUAGAUCCCAUGACAAACGGAAAACACUGUUCUACUUCAAUGGAAAUCUGGGACCAGCUUACCCAAAUGGAAGACCAGAAGCUUUCUAUAGCAUGGGCAUCAGACAGAAGCUGGCAGAAGAAUUUGGUUCAAGCCCUAACAAGGAAGGGAAACUUGGAAAACAACAUGCAGAAGAUGUGAUUGUUACCCCGCUACGGUCUGAAAACUAUCACGGGGAUUUAGCCAGUUCUAUCUUCUGCGGGGUAUUUCCCGGAGAUGGUUGGAGUGGUCGUAUGGAAGACAGUAUUUUACAAGGGUGCAUUCCUGUUGUCAUUCAGGAUGGAAUUUUCCUGCCAUAUGAAAAUGUGCUCAACUAUGAUAGUUUUGCUGUUCGGAUACGUGAAGACGAAAUUCCAGAUUUGAUAAAUAUUCUUCGGGCAUAUAAUGAGACAGAAAUAAAGUUCAGGCUAGCAAAUGUGCAGAAAAUUUGGCAGAGGUUUUUGUAUCGUGAUUCUAUUAUGCUCGAAGCUGAGAGGCAAAAAACUGAUUUUGGCCAUAUGGCAGAUUGGGCAGCUCAGUUCUCACAAUUGAUUGAAGAUGAUGUUGUUGCAACAUUUGUACAGGUUUUGCAUUACAAGUUGCAUAACGACCCUUGGAGGCAACACGUUCAUGUUAAAAAGGAGUUCGGGUUACCUCGAGAAUGUUUGUUUAAAGGCAACUGAGGAAAUGUGCUUACUGCUAAACUAAUUUGAACACCUUAAGGGCUCACUAGGUUACAGGAAGCAAGCAUGGCAAGUUGUCAUUCAAACGAGAACCUCACCACAUGGCAGUAUCCAGUUAGAUAGGACUUGAAAGCCAGCCAGCCAGCCAGGUGUUCUCACUUCUACUCCUCCCUCUUCUCGCCAAUUUUGGACCCAAAUCUUUGAAAUUUGGGUAUAGGUCUUUUGUCCAAAUGGAAUGACCUUAAUUUAUCUUUCUUAUAUUUUGUUUACUGUGAAUGGUGACUUGUAACUGAAGUACUAGGCAGAUACUGUCUGUGAUGCAUGUGGGCCCUACUGUGGGGCUCAUAUUCAUCUCGGUUGGAAGUCCUUAUUACGCGGAGACGAAGAUAGGUAUUCUUUCUGUUUUCUAAGUUAUCUUACAUACUAAUAUUUACAUGUGAAAUUCAAUAUACAUGUGAGAUUCAUAUUUGCCUUUUGUUUAAGGCCGUAGUGGAGGACUUGGUUCAAACUUGUUGUAACUUUUGUUCAAUUUGCUUAUAAAUUAUAACAAAGCUCCACUAACAACUGUCGGACACGGACGGUGGUGGAAUUAUGUGCAUGAUUAUAGUAAUGAAUUUGUGAUGUGAUGAUUCAUAUUUGCCUUUUGUUUAAGGCCAUAGUGGAGGACUUGGUUCAAA
This is a messenger RNA of Prunus mume (Japanese apricot), 3209 nucleotides long. Its product is annotated as exostosin family protein. The record is from RefSeq and is a predicted model, not a curated record. Gene Ontology annotation, molecular function: glycosyltransferase activity. NCBI's taxonomy places the organism in Eukaryota, Viridiplantae, Streptophyta, Magnoliopsida, Rosales, Rosaceae.